AUGUCAGAAUAUUGGGUCUCUCAUAAGAAAUAUUUCUGCAAGUACUGUGAAACGUACAUCACAGACGAUGCUCCAUCGAAACGCCAACAUGAGUCUGGCCUGCGACACAAGGGAAACAGGGAACGAUUUGUUAGAAAUCUGUACAAGCAGGGCGAACGACGGAACAAGGACCUCGAAGAAGAGAGGCGAGAGAUGGCACGCAUAGAGGCGGCAGCCAAUGCAUCGUUUGCACGAGAUGUAUCUACGGGAAACGCGUCUUCUUCAGCAUCCUCGAAAGUCUCCCAAGCGCAGAGUACUGCGGCAGCUUCCAAAAAGCCCGAAAGGCCAACUUCUGUUUGGUCAAAUUAUUCGACUGCAGAGUCACUCGGAAUUACGGAUCCCGAUGAGGAACGGAUGAAAGUUGAAUUAGAGCGUCGAAGAACACAGGGUGUUGUCGGCGAGUGGACGGCAGUUGCACCGCCUCCACCUCCACUUCCUAUAAACGUUCAGCCUCCAAAAGAGGAAGACUCGAAAGACGGAGUUUGUAGUGGCUCACUACCGCAGAAACGUGAAGCAGAAGCACCGCUUGAAGUUGAGGAAGAUGGGCGGCACUUCAAACUGCGCAAACGGAAGAUUGGUGCAGGCCUAGGAGAGAUAUGGGACCCAGGAGAAUUACCUAUAAAGCUUAAGUCAAAA
Messenger RNA from Fomitiporia mediterranea MF3/22, 675 nucleotides. RefSeq lists its product as uncharacterized. Lineage: Eukaryota; Fungi; Basidiomycota; Agaricomycetes; Hymenochaetales; Hymenochaetaceae. The transcript has 2 exons. Gene Ontology annotation, cellular component: nucleus; precatalytic spliceosome. The annotation marks the transcript as partial. The record is from RefSeq and is a predicted model, not a curated record. Gene Ontology annotation, biological process: mRNA splicing, via spliceosome. Gene Ontology annotation, molecular function: RNA binding; zinc ion binding.